AUGCCUUUAUUUUACCAAAGCAUACUGCUUGUCCGUAAAAAGGACACACAACCAAGCAGUGCACGAUAUAUUCACUACACGAGCAAAGCGCGUGAUAGACUUUGUCACUGCUGGAACCCUCAUUCUCACGAGCGCUGGUAUCCGGUCGAUGAUACAGAGCUAGAGCGACAUUUACACAACUACUUUCAAUCUUCGGGAAAAAUAUCGAUCAAGUUGAAGAAGCCACAUUAUGUGGAUCGAGGAAAGAGUCUCGUAUGUAUUUGUAGGGAUGACCGGCAUGAUCAUCUGAAGGAGGUGCGGAAUAGGGUCAUCCAAUAUUUGGUCACGCGCUUCUUUGAGACCUGCCCAACAGCUGUCAUGUGCAGCCGCGCAGAAUGGAGAUUGUAUCAUCAACGAUUCGGUCCACCGCAAAUAAACAUUAUUUCAGAUCUAGGGACUCGAAACUAUGGCUCUUCUCCAUGGCACCUUGAAAGGGAGGCACAUUUCUUCAACACCGGCCGUACUGCAAAUCUUCUACGAAGCACCUCUACAGGUUCGAUGCGCGAUCCAGGAUGCAAGACUAGAAUCUACAGGCGUGAAUAUUUACCAUCAGAGGCAAUAGUGCGAUGUUCGCACAAUUGCGACUCAGCACGCUUGCCCCGAAAAUCGUCAGAGUCUUGUCCAAUCCGAUGUCGAAUCGUUGAGCCAAUGUAUCUCUCCGUGGAUGGCUUAUCCGGGAAGCACCUCGCGCAACGGGAAAACGGAACGAUUCUGAAUUAUUCGAAUGAAACCUGCAGCCGACUUGAAUGCAAAGCAAAACACUACCAACCCAACCGGCCGAACUUUCCUAGAACGCCUUACGGUCAAUCAAGGCCAGAUCCAUAUGAGUCGGCAAAUACUCAAGAUUCGGUGCACACUUCUGCUACACUACCGGAUCUAUGUAGUAAAUACAGAGGUUCUUCCAGGCCUUCUAAUAGAGCCGGAUGGUUCCAUGCUUGUUGCCAUGGAUGUGCAGAACCCGCUUUCUGUGAUGACUGCGCGUCGAGCAGCCCCAGCACAUCGAUUACUGCUAUGACGUCUCUCACAACACGGCCAAACACUUCUCACCAUAUCCCGAAACGGACACCAAGGGUGAGGUUUGCUCCUGAUCCUUCGACAUGGCGAAACAAUGAGAACGAUGAGCCCAGUUAUGCCACAACCUUGCACCAGCCAUCUAAUUGGAAAAGCCCGACGGUAGAGGCCACCUCAGAAGAUGAAACUGCAGAUUGCAAUUAUCACAACUAG
Aaosphaeria arxii CBS 175.79 is the source of this 1263-nucleotide messenger RNA. RefSeq lists its product as uncharacterized. The record is from RefSeq and is a predicted model, not a curated record. The coding region runs from base 1 to 1263 and encodes 420 amino acids. Lineage: Eukaryota; Fungi; Ascomycota; Dothideomycetes; Pleosporales. The transcript has a single exon.